This is a messenger RNA of Toxorhynchites rutilus septentrionalis, 3375 nucleotides long. RefSeq lists its product as uncharacterized. Lineage: Eukaryota; Metazoa; Arthropoda; Insecta; Diptera; Culicidae. The coding region runs from base 1 to 3375 and encodes 1124 amino acids. The transcript has a single exon. Gene Ontology annotation, biological process: DNA integration. The record is from RefSeq and is a predicted model, not a curated record. Gene Ontology annotation, molecular function: nucleic acid binding.
AUGCAUCACUCGUUAUUACACGACGAUUCUCGAUAUUUGAGAAGAGAGAAUCUCCAAACGUCAACUCCUGUAUCAAAUGAAGAAACUUCUGUCGAGAUCUGCAAUACUCAUGGUAACUAUGAUAAUAAAACAUUGUUACGAUAUGUUCCGGUAUUGCUUCAUGGGCAUGGUAAAUUCGUCCGCACUUUUGCUUUCCUUGACGAUGGCUCGUCGGUUACAUUGAUGGAACAUGAUCUCCUGAGCGAAUUAGGUCUUGAAGGUGAAUCGUAUCCUCUGUGUCUGGGAUGGACAGCCGAUCAUCAACGUCAGGAAGAUAAUUCUGUAAAGCUUGGUAUAGGGAUUUCUGGAGUGCACGAUAGGAAAGUGCAUUGGAUGCCGAAGGUUCACACCAUCGGAAGUCUUGCCUUGCCUCGUCAAACUCUUGAAGUGGAAGAACUAGUGCUUCGCUAUCCACAUUUGAAGGACCUGUCCUCUGACUCAUAUAAUGGUGCUCAGCCCAGGAUACUUAUUGGAAUGGACAACUGCCGUUUGGGCUACGCAUUGGACAGUAAAGAAGGGAUGAAAAACGAGCCAAUCGCCACACGAACCCGUCUUGGAUGGGUAAUUUUUGGACCUUGCUCAUCAGUUUUUUACAUCGAAAAGCUGACUGAAAGCCAGCUUUCAGAAGAAUUCCCCCGUGUGUGGUAUUUGCCGAUAUUCCCUGUGAUUAAUCCGAACAAACCGGGUAAGCUGCGCAUAGUUUGGGACGCGGCCGCUAAGGUGGCGGGAACUUCACUCAACUCUGUUUUACUCACCGGUCCGGAUCAACUUACAUCUCUUCCGUCCGUGCUUCACCGUUUCCGAGAGUUCCGAGUGGCCAUUACGGGAGAUAUACGGGAGAUGUUCCAUCAGGUGAUGGUGAAUAGAAUUGACCAACAAUGUCAGAGAUUCUUAUGGAGGGAUGGCAAUCAAGAUCGUAGCGAGGAGUCUGAUGAAGAAGCAAUAAAAUUAGCAAAAGAUGUCCGUUAUGUUCAUAAUGAAGGUGGGUUCGAAAUUCGUAACUGGCUGUCGAACUCAAAGCGAGUGUUGCGUGAGUUGGAAGCGGAGCCGGGCGAGAAAAGUUUUAACCUGUCGAGUGAGUUGGGAACGGAGAAAGUUCUUGGGCUGUGGUGGUGCACGAGCUCUGAUAUGUUCACCUUCAAACUAUCUCCGAGAAUAAACGCUGACCUACUUCGAGGUCUCAUUGUACCGACAAAAAGGCAAAUUUUGAGCACCUUAAUGAUGAUUUACGAUCCGCUGGGAUUAUUAGCAAACUUUCUGAUGUUCCUAAAGAUAUUGCUUCAAGAGAUUUGGCGUAGUGGUGUCGGUUGGGAUGAUCACAUUAAGAGUGAACAAUUCAAGAAGUGGCUGAUAUGGUUGCGUGUUCUUCCGUUAGUGGAUUCUGUUAGCGUACCCAGAAUGAAUACAAGCUGUGGAGAGCGGAAUAAUAUACAACUUCAUGUAUUUGUUGAUGCAUCUGAGAACGGGUUUGCUGCGGUUGCUUAUCUACGAUUUGAAGAGGAUGGCGUAGUGGAGUGUGCGCUUGUCGGUGCGAAAACACGGGUAGCUCCUUUACGAUUUAUAUCGAUUCCUAGACUUGAGCUUCAAGCAGCAGUAAUUGGAGCACGUUUAGCAAACCAUAUCUUGAAAUCGCACAAGCUGCAGCCUAGACAAAGAUUCUUCUGGUCAGAUUCCCGCGACGUUCUCUGUUGGUUGAAUUCUAAUCACCGAAAAUAUAGUCAGUUCGUAGCGGUGCGAAUCAGUGAAAUGCUGGAGUUGACGGAACCCAAUGAAUGGAAUUGGAUUCCGUCGAAACUGAAUGUCGCAGACGACGCAACAAAGUGGCAGAAGUUACCAGAUUUGUCUCCUUCAAGUCGCUGGUUUCGUGGACCAGAAUUCUUGUGGAAAUCCAAACAGCAUUGGCCUGUUCUACCAUCAAAUAAUAAUCACUCCACGGAAACCCCUGAAGAAAAGCGUCCUUAUGUAUUCCACCACUUUGCAGAACGCACAAUGUUUCGAUGGGAGGACUUCUCUAGUUGGAAGCGUUUGCUUCAUCAUGUAGCGUUCGUAAAAUGCUUUCCAGCUAAUUUGCUUAGGAAGCUAGCAAAAAAGUCUAUAGUUACCGGCGCACUGACGCAGGAGGAACUUAAAAAUGCGGAAUUGUUCAUAAUUAAGAUCGUUCAGGAAGCUGAGUUUUCAAGUGAAAUAGAAAAGUUGAAGAAACCAAACCCUGUGCCAUGGAAGAAUGUGUUACCGAAAAGUAGCAAAUUGUAUGGACUGAGUCCAUUUAUUGACAAUGAUGGGUUGCUUCGUAUGAAGGGUCGCAUAGACGCUUGCGAAUUUGUAGGAGAGUGUACGAAAUAUCCGAUACUAUUACCCAGGUGCCAUUCUACUACAGACCUUAUUAUAUUCGAUAUCCAUCAACGUUAUUGCCAUAUCAACCAUCAAACCACGCUCAACGAUAUCCGUCGAAGAUUCUAUGUGCCUAAACUCCGUUCAGCAUACAAACGCGUACAAGCAGCAUGUCAGUACUGCAAAAAUCGGAAGGCAAAGCCGGCUGUACCAGAAAUGUCAGUUCUUCCGCCUAUGCGACUAAAGCCCUUCUGUCGACCCUUUUCCUAUAUUGGCAUCGAUUAUUUCGGGCCGAUGUAUGCCGUUGUGGGCCGACGGACAGAAAAACGUUGGGGUGUAUUAAUCACCUGUCUCACUGUUCGAGUAAUACACCUUGAAGUAGCACACAGCCUCACAACCGAUUCUUGUAUACUUGCCAUCCGAAACUUUAUCGCUCGGAGAGGAGUUCCACUGGAAAUAAUCAGUGACCGCGGCACUAACUUCAUUGGAGCCAACCGCGAACUGAAAGAAGCACUACAGCAGAUGAAUCAGAACAAGCUGAUGGAACACUUCGUGACCACCGACACUAAAUGGUCCUUUAAUCCUCCUGCUUCUCCACAUUUUGGGGGCGCUUGGGAACGCCUCGUUCAGUCAGUGAAAAAAGCAUUAACACACCUUCAAAUUACGCGCAAUCCUACUGAUGAACUUCUGAGAAAUAUGUUGGCCGAGGUUGAAUUAAUUGUAAACUCACGACCGUUAACUGAAUUGCCGCUGGACGACGAGCUGUCUUCACCACUAACUCCAAAUCACUUUUUGCUUGGGUCGUCAAACGGCUCCAAGUCCCUGGUUAUAUUCAAUGACAGCAGUUACACCCUGAAUCAUACAUGGAGAAUGUCACAGGUCUAUGCGAAUAGGUUCUGGGAACGUUGGGUAGCCGAAUACCUGCCUACUCUAACGCGUCGAACGAAGUGGUUUUCUCAGGUGAAGCCCAUCGAAACAGGAGACAUAGUCAUUUUGGUGGACUAG